UAAAUUAUAUUAGAAACUUAGAAAUUUAACGAAAAUAUUUUUAUAGAAAAAUGUCUGUACCGGAUUGGCUUACAGAGGCGUAUAUGACACAGGCUUUGCGUACUCACCAUAAGGAUGAAAACUUGAGAAUAAUAGAACUACAACUGCAUAUAGCCAUGGGAAAAGGUGAAAAUUUUGGCGGCAUAUUGACACGUGCAAAGGUUAAGUAUCAACUGAGCCAUGGGCAGAAAAUACUCGAAAAGUCACUAAUGAUUAAAACUUCUUAUGAAGAUAAUGAAUUUGCUUUAAAGCUAAUGCAACCCUACGAUAUCUUCAAUCGUGAAAUGUGCAUCUAUGAAAAUGUAUUGCCUAAGCUAACAAAGCUUUUACGUGGUAUAAAUGACAGCGACGAUUUAUUUGCUAAUGCCCUACAUGUAGAUUAUGUGCGCCAGGCCAUUAUUUUCGAGGAUCUCAGCGCAAGAGGGUAUAUCAUGGCGGACCGUGUUACAAGGCUUGACUUACCACACGUUGAGUUGGUGCUGCGCAAAUUGGCUAAAAUGCACGCCACAUCUGCUGUGCUCAACGAACGGGAAUCCGGUUCUUUAGAAACCUAUGAUCGUGGUUUCUUUAAUCGGUACACUAAUAAUUACAGUCCAUAUUUUGUUGGUGGUUUAAUAGCUUGCGGGGAACACGUCAGCAAGUGGCCUGAAUAUGCUAAAUAUGGUGAAAAACUGUUAGCUCUUGCUCCUCAUUAUAUGGAAAUUGGUAAAUGUUGUUUUGCUCCAACUCCUUCGCAUAUUAACGUUUUAACUCAUGGUGAUGUUUGGACUACAAAUAUUAUGUUUAAAUAUGAUGUUGACACAAAAACUCCUAUUGAUGUGUUACUAAUUGAUUUCCAAUAUGCAUUCUGGGGAUCUCCCACUUUGGACUUACAUCACUUCUUCAACACUUCACUAAAGGAGCCAUUACGUUGUAAUGAACAAGAUUAUUUAUUUAUGUUUUAUCAUAAAAUCUUCAUAGAAACUUUAAGAAAAUUAAGUUACCAGCGACAUGCUUUACCCAGUUUAAAACUAUUCCGACAACAAGCUGAGGAAAAACGAUUUUUUGCUUUACACUCAACUUGUGUUGUUCAACCAGUUAUGAUCAAUGAGGACACCAAGGAUGCAGAUUUCAAUGCACUAAUGGGUGAAGACGAACGAGCUGUAAACUUUAAGAAGAGACUCUAUAAUAAUAAAAUAGUGCAACAGAAUCUCAAAAAUUUACUACCCAUAUACGAUCGCCGAGGUCUGUUAGAAAUAAAUCAGUGUAAUUCAAAGCCAAAAACCGUGUAUUCAAAUGACGUCAAUAUGGAAGAUUGCAAGUUAAUACCAACUUGGUUGACCAAUGCCUACUUCCAGAAUGUGUUGCGAAAUUACAAAAAAGAUACAUCUUUGACUGUCACAAAAAUGGAAUCAAGUGUAGCAACAGGGAAAGGGGAAAAUUUCAUAAGUGUGAUUAUACGUGUUAUUGUGGAGUAUAAAUCAAAUAAUAAAGCCUCAAAAAGCGAACCCUUUAUUGUGAAAUCCAAGUUAGAACACGAUGUCGCCGUAACACUAAUAUUGGAACCAUAUCAAGCUGAAGCAACGGAAAUGCUGAUGUAUGAUAAAAUAUUGCCAAUACUUAAUGAAUUAAUAAAAUUGAUUGAUGAGCAAGAGAAACUUUUUCCAACAGCCAUUUUCGUGGACUAUGAACAUAGGGCCAUAAUAUUCGAAGACCUCGCAGAAUUGGGUUAUACUUCAGCAGCACGUUUGAAUGGCAUUGAUGAGGAAGUAGCGAAAUUGUGUCUGGAGAAUAUGGCUAAGAUACAUGCUACUGGUUUGGUAUUCAAUACCAUGCAUCCGGGUCUUUUACAACAGUUGCAUCAUGGUGUUUUUAAUCGCCACACUAGAGGAUUUGCAGCAUAUUUCGAAACUAUUAUGGAAGUUUGUGCAAACUUUGCUGGAGAUUGUGUUGAUUUAGGAAUUUAUUAUAAGGAAAAACUAUUAAAAUUAAAAGAUAAUAUGAUGGAGUGUGGAGCUAGAGUUUUUGAUGUGAAACCAGACUUCUUUAAUACACUAUGUCAUGGUGAUUUCUGGGCUAAUAAUUUAAUGGUUACCUAUACAGAAGAAGCAAAUAUAUCAAAAAUAAAAAAUGUUUUGGCUUUGGAUUUUCAAUUUAGUGUUUGGGGUAGUCCAGCAGUGGAUUUACAUUUAUUUUUUAACACAUCAUUGAGACAUGAAUUACGUCUUCAUAAACAGAAAAUAUUAGUCGAAUAUUACUAUGGGAUUUUGACAAGAACUCUGCAAAAAUUAAACUACACAGGCGAUGUGCCAACACUAAAAGAUUUAUGGGUGCAGUUAGAGGCUAAACGUUUUUAUGCGGUUACUGCGUCACUUAUAGUACAACCAGUAUUACUAAAUGAGAAUAAUGAAGACGCCGAUUUUAAUGCUUUAGUAUCUGAUGAUGAAAGAGGUCGGAGACUUCGUAGCAUAUUGUAUACUAAUAAAAAGGUACAGGAAUAUGCUAAAAUACUCAUACCUUUUUUUGACCAGAAGGGACUUUUAGAUGGAAUAGUAUAAAUUGAUCAAUUAUAAUUUUUAUUAGGCAACCCUGAUCUUAUGACUGGGAUGCAAAUAAAAAAUUAA
Teleopsis dalmanni is the source of this 2642-nucleotide messenger RNA. RefSeq lists its product as uncharacterized. The coding region runs from base 51 to 2576 and encodes 841 amino acids. The record is from RefSeq and is a predicted model, not a curated record. The transcript has 4 exons. Lineage: Eukaryota; Metazoa; Arthropoda; Insecta; Diptera; Diopsidae.